Astyanax mexicanus (Mexican tetra) is the source of this 4298-nucleotide messenger RNA. RefSeq names its product oligophrenin 1 (gene ophn1). Gene Ontology annotation, molecular function: protein binding; GTPase activator activity. The record is from RefSeq and is a predicted model, not a curated record. The transcript has 24 exons. NCBI's taxonomy places the organism in Eukaryota, Metazoa, Chordata, Actinopteri, Characiformes, Acestrorhamphidae. Gene Ontology annotation, cellular component: cytoplasm. The coding region runs from base 561 to 2942 and encodes 793 amino acids. Gene Ontology annotation, biological process: signal transduction.
CUCCUGUAGGAGGGCCUUCUGCUCCUUUCUGCAUCCGACCAUCCUCCAGUCCUCCUACAACGAGGAAAAGUGCGCAGGAUCUCCCUCCUCAGUAGGGCGAAGGUUCUGUGAAGGCAGUGCGGUGUUUACUCUCAGGCUGUGCGGGGAGCUUCAGUGAGUUUGGGGACUGUUUGAGGGACUUUCAGCCUGUUGUUGUUUUUUUUUUUACUGUGAGCGCUGUGCACUGGGGAGGCUGCUGGAUUCUGUUCUCGGGCGCAAGAGCUGCUUCAGCCAACGUGGGGAAACUUUACCUAAAUCAACGUCUGCUUUUUCUGGACUUUUUUUUUUUUACAAGAAAAAUCGGAGGCAGGGAAAAUAAAAAGUGAGGCGUGACGUCACCCGAUCAUAUAAUUAUUGAACCUCCUCCUCCUUUUUAUUCUCCUCCUACCACUCCCACGUCAUCUAUCAAUAUCGAUCCGGAUAUCGAUCUGUAGAAGAGCACUUGAAGUGGGGGAGGGCAGAUUUUGUGUGUGUUUUUCUUAAAGGGAGAUAAAAAGCUAAUCUGCAGCACACUGAGCAGGAUGGGGCAUCCCCCGCUGGAGUUCAGCGACUGCUACUCGGACAGUCCGGAUUUCAGAGAGAGGAUCAAAUGUUACGAAGGGGAGCUGGAUAGGACGAGCAAGUUCCUCAAGGACGUGAUUAAGGACGGGAACAAUGUCAUAAGCGCCAUAGGAGGUUAUUCCAUGGCAGUUCAGAAGUUCUCUCAGACCCUGCAGGCGUUCCAGUUCGACUUCAUUGGAGACACGCUUACUGAUGAUGAAAUCAACAUUGCUGAGUCCUUCCGUGAGUUUGCUGGUCUGCUACAGGAAGUGGAGGAGGACAGAAUGAUGCUGGUACAGAAUGCGUGUGAUUUGCUUAUUAAGCCACUGGAGAAGUUCAGGAAAGAUCAAAUUGGUGUCACAAAAGAGCGGCGAAAGAAGUUUGAGAAGGAGAGUGAGAGGUAUUAUUCUCAACUGGACAAACAUCUUAACCUCUCAUCCAAGAGGAAGGAGACCCAACUACAGGAGGCAGAUGAGCUUAUGGAAAAGGAAAGGCAGGCAUUCUACGAGUCCUCUGUUGAAUAUGUCUACCAGAUCCAGCAGGUGGAGGACAGUAAGAAGUUUGAUAUUGUUGAACCUGUGCUGGCUUUCCUCCAGAGUAUUUUGACGCUGAAUAACCUAACUGUGGAGAUGACUCAGGACUUCAUGCCUUAUAAACAGGAGCUGCAACUAAGCUUACAAAAUACACGUAACCACUUUGAGAGCACACGAGAGGAAAUGGAGGAACUGAUGAAGAGGAUGAAGCAGCCUAAAUCAGCCCUCAACAGACACGGCCAGCAAUCGACCAUAGAGGGCUACCUCUUUGUUCAUGAGAAAUGGGCACUGGGGAUGACCUGGGUGAAGUAUUACUGUAAGUAUAUGAAGGACAGUAAAGUGCUGGUGCUGCUGCCAACCGAACAGAGACCUGCAACCAAACAGGUUCCCGUAGAGCUAAAUGUGAAGUCUUGCAUUCGCCGUAAAACGGAGUCUAUUGAUAAACGCUUCUGCUUUGACAUCGAGACUCAUGAGAGGCCCAAUGUCACUCUGCAAGCCAUCUCAGAAGCCAACAGGAAGCAGUGGAUUGAAGCCAUGGAUGGAAAAGAGCCGAUUUACCAUUCCCCCAUUCACAAACAAGCUGAAAUGGAACUGAAUGAGACUGGCUUCAAGUUUGUUAGAAAAUGCAUCAACGUCAUCGAGACUAAAGGGCUCACUCAGGAAGGAGUGUAUAGGACGGUUGGCAGCAACAUCCAAGUACAAAAACUGCUGAAUUCCUUUUUUGACUCUAAGUGCCCAGGUGAUGUUGAUUUGAACAGUAGUGAAUGGGACAUUAAAACAAUUACCAGUGCCAUGAAGUUCUAUCUGCGGAGCCUGAGUGAACCACUUAUGACCUACAGUCUUCACAGGGAGCUCAUCAGUGCAGCAAAAUCUGAAAAUCUGGACUAUCGUUCGGGCGCUGUUCACUCCCUGGUAUACAAACUGCCUGAGCAGAACCAAGAGAUGCUGGAGCUACUGAUCAAACACCUGGUCAGCGUGUGCGGCCACUGCAGCGAGAACCUGAUGACGGCGUCGAACAUGGCCGUGAUAUUCGGCCCCACGCUGAUGAGGGCGGAGGAAGAAACUGUGGCGGCCAUGCUGGAUAUAAAGUUCCAGAACAUUGUCAUUGAGAUCUUAAUCGAGGACUACAAGAAGAUCUUCAGCGGCCCUCCGGAGGAAAGCUCAGCACCACCAGUCCCACCCCCAAGGGCAGCACCAAGGAGACGGCAACCAAUCACAAUCUCCAAACGACCACUCAGGACGUACCCCUCCCUCCACCCACCAACUUUCGAGAGAAGAGAGCUAAACGGUGCCGCUCAUAAUGGAGCAGAUUCCGGGGGUGAUCUCAGCUUUACUAGUCCAGUGCCAUAUCAAAGGUCUAAACUGACCCCUCCCACUGUGGCUCCACCUUCCAUCCCGCCUUCCUCCCCUCCGGCACUGCCUCGCUCCUCUCCUCCGUCCCGCGCCCCGCCCCAGCGUUUCUCUGCCUUGCCUAAACCUGAGCCCUCCAGGUUCGCUCCAGUGACAGCCAAUGGGGAGUCCGGAGUGACGAUUGGCCGCACCCAGUCUUUUCAGGCCAGGAAGCCACCACCACCACGAUUCGUCGCAGCAACCAGAGACGCGGAGAGUGAUUGUUUGAAAGGCCGUCCUGUCCAGGAGAAGACUUCCAUAUGCCGCCCCCCUACCCGCCCCCCAGACCCACCUAUGCGCUUCCCAGGCAAUCAGAAAACACCCAGUGAGGACUCAUCAGCAUCGUAUGUCGCUUCUAAAGCCAAGUUUUUUGAGAACGCUUCCAGACAGGCCGGAAGCCCUUCAGCAUCUCCAGCUGGAAACGAACUUGAGCGAAGAUGAGGGUCCUACAUGGAAUACUAACAGCUACAUCAUUGUCAUCGUCAUCAUCGUCAUCAUCAUCAUCAUUUCUGCUGCCCUCAGAGCAUCAUACAAAAGUGUGGAUGCUUUUACCUGGUCGUGAACCCUUUCUAUUGGGCAGGAGUGAGUGUGAGUGUAAGUGUGUGUCUGUGGGAUCCACAGAAAAGCUCAAUGGACCAGAGAUGCGGAAGAAAAGUGUGAGCUACCGACUACAACUGUAGUUCCAAUUACAGGCUCCCCUAAGUCUUAAAACCACACACACACCUAUUCAGACACAUGCAUACACAAACUGGGUUUGACUGGGUAUUUAUGCAUGACUAAGCACUGUAAAUAUGAGUAUUGUGUUCGUUUGUUUGCAUGCAAGUUUUGAUGAAUAGGUUCCACUACCAAAUGUCUGCACUUUUUUUUUUUUUCUAAUCUGAGAAAAAAAUGUUUUUGUUUAAAACAGUUGGCCCACUGCCUGAACCGCCUUGACCUACUUCAAGCACAAUGACAAUUAAGGAAUUAAACUACAGCAUUACUUUCACUACAGCUUUUCCAGCAUGCUAUCAAGCUUUAAACAUGUCUUAUCAAAGGCCAUGUAAAUACAUUGUUUCUUCUUAAACACUUGACGUAUCCAAGUUGCACCCACUUACUUACGUUCUUUCAGUUCUACAGUACUGUGCAAAAUUCUUAGGCACAAACUACACCUGUUUAUUAGCUCUGUUGAACACUAGUAUUUGAAUAAAUACAUCACAUUCAUUAGACAUUCAUACAAUAUUUGAGCUUUUACAUCACUCUGUUCAUUAAAGUCUCUACUUGUGGGAGUCUAUAUUAAUAAUAGCUAUCGUCACAUCAUAUAAACUUUCAAAUUGACAUUCUCAUUUCGAAACAAAAAACUUAACAAACAUCCUAUAAAUAAAAAAAAAAUCACUCCAGUUUCUGAAUCAGUUUCUCUGAUUUUGCUAUUUAUCGGCAGAUGUUUGAGUAAAAUGAACACUGUCAUUUUAUUAUAUAAAUUAUUAAACAACAGCAUUUUUCCCAAAUUCCAAAUAAAAUUAUUGCCAUUUAGAGCAUUUAAUUGAAGAAAAAAGAAAUAAAAUAACUAAACUAAAAUAACAAAAAAGAAGCAGAGCUUUCAGGUCUCAAAUAAUGCAAAGAAAACAAGUUCAUAUUCAUAAAGUUUUAAGAGUUCAGAAAUCUAUAUUUGGUGGAAUAACCCUGUAUUAUAGUCGCAGUUUUCAUGCAUCUUGGCAUGUUCUCCUCCACCAGUCUUACACACUGCUUUUGGAUAACUUAUUAUUUAUAAACACACAGUGGAACAUUAUCAAAACAUAAUUCAUAAACUCAAAAAAAAAA